CUACCUGCACUCGUAUAGUUGAGAAAUUCGUUGGCUUCAAUGUUCCAACACAGUCUUGCCAUGGAUUCCCCAAUUGUGACGCAGUUGUUUAAGCAACUGUUCCGACAUCGAGCCUGCCAGCCUCGAAGGAACUUCGCCCAGCUCGCGACCACGAUCCAACAUGUCCGACGCCUCCAACAGCGCUCGUUCUCGAGCCGCAGAGGCGGCAAGGUCACGCCCAGUAAUGAGAGCAACUGGCAGCAGCGCACCGCUAUCUUCACUGCGGACAUGUCAGAGGAGUACAAACAGUAUCCAAUGGUGACUGCAAUGGACUUGAGGAACCGGAAAGAGAGGCCAAAGAGGGUUAAGAUGCUGAUGAGAGACUUCAUCGAAGACAGUCUCUACAACCCAAAUUACGGCUAUUUCUCCAAACAAGUGGUCAUAUUUAGCCCCGGAGAGCCGUUCAACUUUCCCUCCUUGCGCGACGAGCUCGAGUUCCACUCUCAACUGUCGAAACGCUACGUUGAAUUCGAAGACAGCCUCGAUGCUGUCGAACCAUCGGACACGCGGCAGCUCUGGUACACCCCUACCGAGCUCUUCCGCCCGUACUAUGGCGAGGCAAUUGCCCGGUACCUUGUCGCCAAUUACAAGCUGACGACGUACCCCUACCAUGAUCUGAUCAUCUACGAGAUGGGCGCAGGGAGGGGUACACUGAUGCUCAAUAUCCUAGACUACAUCCGGGCGAUAGACCCAGCCGUAUAUGACCGCACCAAAUAUAAAAUCAUCGAGAUCAGCUCCCAGCUCGCAAAUAUCCAAAACAGCCAACUACUCUCCAACGCCGCAUCCCGCGGUCACGCGAACAAGGUAGAGAUCAUCAACAAGUCCAUCUUCGACUGGGAUCAGCCCGUCCCCUCGCCCUGCUUCUUCCUGGCCUUUGAGGUCUUCGACAACUUCGCCCACGACAUUGUGCGCUACGACUUGUCCACCGAGGAGCCGCUCCAGGGGACCGUGCUGAUCGACGAGGGCGGCGACUUCUACGACUUCUACGAGCCCGUCCUCGACCCCGUGGCGGCCCGCCUCCUCCGCGUCCGCCACGCCGCUACGGGGGGCCGGUACUCCCUCCCCUACCCGGCGACGCGCCUCGGCCGCUGGCUCCAGGCCAACCGCCCCUUCGCCCCGAACCUCAGCCAGCCCGAGUACCUCCCGACCCGCCUGAUGCAGUUCUUCGACGUCCUGGAGCGCUACUUCCCCGCCCACCGCCUCGUCACCAGCGACUUCCACUCCCUGCCCGAUGCUAUCGCGGGCAUGAACGCCCCCGUCGUGCAGACGCGGUAUGAGCGCCGGCCGGUGCCCGUCACAACCCCCUUGGUUCACCAGGGGUACUUCGACAUCAUGUUCCCCACCGACUUCCGCAUCACCGAGGCCAUCUACCAAGCCAUCACGGGGAAGCUGACCAAGGUCCUGUCGCACGAGGACUUCAUGCGCCGGUGGGCAUACAUGGAGGAGACGGAGACCAGGAGCGGAGAGAACCCGCUUCUGAGCUGGUACAAGAACGCCAGCGUCAUGUUCACUGUAUGAUAGAGAAACACCGCCAUGGCCCCAUGUUCGACAUAGCCGGUAGUGAUGAACAAAGCGAACAUUUUUGUGUGUUUUGCACGCAAACACGG
Molecule: messenger RNA, 1646 nt
Organism: Phialemonium atrogriseum
Lineage: Eukaryota; Fungi; Ascomycota; Sordariomycetes; Cephalothecales; Cephalothecaceae
Product: DUF185-domain-containing protein
Exons: 3
Coding region: 40-1557 (505 amino acids)
Cellular component (GO): mitochondrion
Molecular function (GO): protein-arginine omega-N symmetric methyltransferase activity
Source: RefSeq, a predicted model, not a curated record